CGGGAGGUGAGCCGUUACCACGGCGGGAAAGUAGGGGGCGGGGCGCGCGGGCGGGCGGUGCACACGGCACGCAGGCGCGCUGGGGGAGGGCGGUGCGCACGGCACGCAGGCGCCCUGCACGCGGCGCCGCCCCCGCCGCCCUCAGGAACCGCCGCCAUUUUGAAGCCGCCGCCGCCGCUGCCGGUUCUGUCACCGCUGCGCUCCCCCCACCGAGAUGCGUCCCGGCAUCAAACUCUUCGUGGGGAACGUCCCCGAGGAGGCGACGGCGGAGGAGUUGAGCGAGCUGUUCGCCGGCGCCGCGGGGCCGGUGCUGGGCGUUGCCCUCAUGAAACAGUUCGCGUUCGUGCACCUGCGGGACGAGGCGGCGGCGGCGCGCGCCAUCUCGCAGCUCAACGGGCACCAGCUGCACGGCCGCCGCAUCGUGGUGGAGCCAUCCCGGCCGCGCCCCACCAACACCUGCAAGAUCUUCGUGGGGAAUGUCUCGGCCGCGUGCACGAGCGGGGAGCUGCGCUCGCUCUUCCAACAGUAUGGCCCCGUGGUGGAAUGCGACGUGGUGAAAGACUAUGCCUUUGUGCACAUGGAGAACGAAGCCGAUGCUAAAGUUGCCAUCGAAAACCUAAAUGGGAAGGAGGUGAAGGGGCGCCGGGUGAACGUGGAGCUCUCCACCAACGUGCAGAAGAAGGGCACGGGCCAGGCGCCGCCGCCCGCCCUCGGCGUCGACAAGACCAAGCGCAUCGGCCUCGAGUACCGCGAGAAGUUCCAGCCCAAGAUCGAGGGCUUCGACCAGCAGCGGCGGGUGGCCGACGCCGCCUUCCCCUCGGCCGCGGGCACCGGCUACGCCACCACCCCCUCCCUGUACGAUUACCAGCAGCGCUUCGGCGCCAAGUUCGACGCCUUCGAUGCGCAGCCCCGGCCUGCCUCCCCCUCCUACUUUGGCAGGGACCGCAGCCCGCUGCGGCGGUCGCCUACCCGUCCUGGCUACGCCGCGGUGACACUCCCCAUGACGGCACAGCCGGCCGCCUACCGUGCCCAGCCCUCGGCCUCGCUGGGGGCCACGUACCGAGCCCAGCCCUCGGCCUCCCUGGGCGUGGCGUACCGCCCACAGCCCACCACGGGCCAGGCCGCCGCGUACCGCGUGCAGCCCUCGGCCUCGCUGGGCAGCGCCUACCGCUCCCAGCCCUCGGUCGGCUCCCUUGGCGCUGCGGGCGCUCAGCCCGCCGCCGCCAACUCCCUCGGCUCCUACGGCGCCCAGCCUGCUGCUGCCGCCUCGUACGGCGCCCAGCCUGCCGCCGCCAACUCCCUCAGCUCCUACAGCAUCCAGUCCGCCGCCCUGGCCUCCUCCUACAGUGCCCAGCCUGCCUCGGGCUACUCGGCCGGCUACAGCGCCCAGCCCGCCAUCGCCGCGUACGGCGCCCAGCCCGCUGCCGGCUCCGCCAGCUCCUACAGCACCCAGGCCGUGGCCGUGCACGUGGCGUCCUACGGCGCCCAGCUGGCCACAGGCUCCUACGGCACCCAGCCCAUGGAUAGCCACGCUGGCUCCUACGGUGCCCAGCCUGGUGCCACGCUGUCCGCUGGCUACGGCGCCCAGGCCGUGGCAGUGCACGCCAGCUCUUACAGCGCCCAGGCCGUGGCCGGCCACGCCGCCGCUGCCUACCAGCCAGUGGCCGGCCACUCAGCCUCCUACGGUGCCCAGCCCGCGCUGUCCAGCUCGUACGGCGCCCAGCCCACCGUGGGCCACUCGGCCUCGUACGGUGCCCAGCCUGCCGCGGGUCUGUACGGCUCUGAGCGCCGUAUGUCCGAGCUGGCCGAUUACCGGCGCUUAGCGGACUCGCCGCUGGUGUACCGCCGCUCGCCCGCCAAGUCCCCGCUGGACUACCGCCGCAUGCCGGACGCGCACAGCGAGUACGCCCGCUACUCGGGCGGCUACAGCGACUAUCUGCCCGCUGCCCGCGUCCACUCGGGCUACCAGCGCCGCCUCUGAGCUGGCCUCGGCCCCGCUCGCCGCCCCGCUGGGGCACGGACGGUUCUUUUUCAGCCCGUUCUUUCUGGUUUUGCUGUUUUGACUUUUUUAGAAGGUUCCGCGCUUACGGUUGGCAGUGGCCGCGUGGUUCAUCCCUGGCCGGCGCUCGGUGCCGGUUCGUAACCCGCCAACGGUUGUGGCCGUGUGGCUCAGACUCUUUUAUACCAUGAGUUGUCCCGUUUUUUGGGCAAAUUCCCCAUUUCCAGUGUCAGGCCCGGCAUGGUGCCGGGUUUUUUUUAUGACUGUAAAUAAAUGUUGGGGUCUGCUCUGGUUCCCAACGCCUCCUGCCUGGUUCUUUCCCACUCCUGGGAUCCUCUCCCACCCCUGGGGACACCUCCCGGUGCCACCAGCACCACCCGGCUCAGACUGGAGCCGCUCCCGGUGCUGGAGCUGGAGGCAGAUUUGGAGGAUGAGCAGCGUUCGGAGCCGGCAGCAGGAAGUGCCAGACACCACCACAUGCGACCGCUGGCACCAACCUGGGCCUUGUUUUGGGUGAGAAAAGCUGGUUUUGAGGGGUGGUGCCGAGUGUGAGCGAGAGCUGACGUGGCAUGUGGUGUGCCAGGGUCGUGGGUACCACCGUCACAACCAUGACCGUUCCUGCAGGCACUUCCCGUCCCCAUCUCUCCCCCAGCACCGGUCACAGCCCAGUCCCGGCUGUGCCACAGGAGGGAUGGCCAAGGCUCAUUAACCACCGCGGUAAUUAGCAAGGCAGGACGAUCUGAUGCUUCUCCCUUCUUUCCCAGGGUGGCCACACACCCAGAGUCCCCAGGUGUGGCGAUGGCAGCGCCCACAGGUGACCACGGCACCGAUCGGCGCUGGUGAGGCAGAACCGGCAACAUCAGCAAAGGCAUGUCCUGGGCUUAAUGACCUUAAUCAAUGAACACGGGGAGGCAGGAGAGCAUCUGGGGACAAACAAGCCAGUCUGGGGACUAAUUAGCCUUGGGCAGGUUAAGUGGUGGCUCCUGUGGCCCAUGAGGAGGAGGAAGAGCUGGGGGUGGUUAAAGCCCCUGUGUUACCCCUGGGUGCCCUUUUGGGGGGCCCUGGGACUGUUUUGGGGGCGCCCCCGUUUGCAGCAGCCCCUCCCUGGGAGCUCCGGUCUGCACGGGCCGAGCCAGGCAGGGCACAGGCAGCACCGGGGAGUCCGGAAGGUUCUGUGCCACGUUCUGAGGGGACUUGAGUGCAGAGAAAGAACCGGGGGUGGAGCCAGCGCCGUUUGUUAAAAAUUUUGAGUUUUAUUUUACCGGAAAGUGGGGUCGGGGGGCUCUAAAUCACUCGGUGGAUUCCACCCCCGCCGGCGCGGCGGCCUCCGGUCAGCUACGGCGUUGGGCUAAAAACCUACCACUGGAUUAUCCACCCUCUUAAAAAAUAAAGGAAAAAAAAAA
Messenger RNA from Parus major (Great Tit), 3402 nucleotides. Its product is annotated as RNA-binding protein 14-like. The transcript has 3 exons. Gene Ontology annotation, biological process: mRNA splicing, via spliceosome. NCBI's taxonomy places the organism in Eukaryota, Metazoa, Chordata, Aves, Passeriformes, Paridae. Bases 215 to 1981 code for a protein of 588 amino acids. The record is from RefSeq and is a predicted model, not a curated record. Gene Ontology annotation, molecular function: mRNA binding. Gene Ontology annotation, cellular component: nuclear speck.